This is a messenger RNA of Echinops telfairi (small Madagascar hedgehog), 4212 nucleotides long. RefSeq names its product F-box protein 30 (gene FBXO30). The record is from RefSeq and is a predicted model, not a curated record. The coding region runs from base 21 to 2258 and encodes 745 amino acids. Gene Ontology annotation, molecular function: zinc ion binding; ubiquitin protein ligase activity; protein binding. NCBI's taxonomy places the organism in Eukaryota, Metazoa, Chordata, Mammalia, Afrosoricida, Tenrecidae. The transcript is spliced from 2 exons.
GUGGAGCUGGACUGGCCAUCAUGGAGGAGGAGCUGCAGCACACACACUGUGUGAACUGUGUCAGUAGACGGUGCAUGACCCGGCCGGAACCUGGGAUAUCCUGUGACCUGAUUGGUUGCCCAUUGGUUUGUGGAGCAGUUUUCCAUUCAUGUAAAGCUGAUGAACAUCGCCUUUUAUGUCCCUUUGAGCGAGUACCUUGUUUAAACAGUCACUUUGGAUGUCCAUUUACAUUGGCGCGAAAUAAAGUUGCUGAACAUCUAGAAUCAUGUCCCGCCAGUGUGGUGUGCUGCACGAUGGAGUGGAACCGCUGGCCAGUUAGUUACGCAGACCGGAAAUCGUACGAAAAUUUAAGCAGAGAUGUUGAUGAAGUGGCACAAUUAGAUAUGGCCCUGGCCCUUCAAGACCAAAGGAUGCUUUUAGAAUCUCUCAAAGUCGCCACCAUGAUGUCAAAGGCGACUGAUAAAGUAUCAGAAACUAGAGAACAAAUUUCAGUGAAAUCAAGUGUCCCAGAAAUACCACAUGCUAACGGUCUGGUGUCUGUUGAUGAAGAAUCAUAUAAUGCACUCUAUCAAGCUACUGUAGAAACAACCAGAAGUUUGGCAGCUGCGUUAGAUAUCCUGAAUACAGCCACAAGAGACAUUGGCAUGCCAAGUAUAAAUCUUUCUGCCUCCCAAAAUGAAAUGGAUGAACAGCAAAAUCGCAGAGAAAGCUUACAGGGUGACAACUUAAAAGACCAGGAUCAUUUUUAUGAGGAAGAGAUAGGAGCAUUAGGUGGAAUUGACCACAACGAACUAAGCCAGAAUCCCCAACCUGAACCGAAUGGUUCAAGUGACUUUUUAUGUGACUUGGAUGCACCUUCUCAUGACCCUUCUGCACUUUGCAAUGGCUUUCCUUUGGAAAAUAUAUGCACACCGGUACAGAAUCAGAAUUUACAUGAUGAUUCGAAACAAAGUAACUUAACAAAUGGAGAGUGUGUGGCAUCAGAUGGUACUGCAGAACCUUCCAAUUCACUCUCAGUAGCAGCACAACUUAGGGACGUCAUGCCACCCAUUCCCUUGCCUAAUGGUGCGGUUCAGCAUAUCCUCCUGCCAGAGGAUGAGGAUGAAGAAGACUUGUAUUGGCGAAAAGUAGACUUAGGGGACUUGAGGAAUAUGGAUGCCUUAUCUUUCAGUCAUCCUCCUUCCUUCAAGUUUCUUUCCAAUUCAUGUUGGUCCAAACCAAAGGAAGAUAAGGCCGUGGAUACAUCAGACUUGGAGGUUGCAGAAGAUCCCAUGGGCCUCCAAGGAAUAGAUCUAAUCACAGCAGCCUUGCUGUUCUGCCUAGGAGAUUCUCCCGGUGGGAGGGGUAUAUCUGACAGUCGCAUGGUUGAUGUUUAUCGCAUUGACUUUGGGACGCAGACUUUCUCACUCCCAUCCGCCAUUCUCGCCACAAGUACAAUGGUCGGGGAAAUAGCUUCCGCUUCCGCUUGUGAUCAUGCCAACCCACAGCUUUCAAACCCAAGCCCUUUUCAGACCCUCGGGCUGGAUUUAGUUUUGGAAUGUGUUGCUAGGUACCAACCCAAACAGCGGUCAAUGUUUACAUUUGUUUGUGGACAGUUGUUUAGGAGAAAAGAAUUUUCUUCACAUUUUAAGAACGUGCAUGGUGACAUUCAUGCUGGACUCAAUGGCUGGAUGGAACAGAGGUGUCCUUUAGCUUAUUAUGGCUGUGCCUAUUCUCAACGUAGGUUUUGUCCAUCAACACAAGGAGCAAAGAUUAUACAUGACCGCCAUUUGAGGUCGUUUGGAGUUCAGCCGUGCAUUUCUACAGUAUUAGUGGAGCCUACUAGAAACUGUGUGCUGGGAUUACAUAGUGACCAUUUGAGCAGCCUUCCUUUUGAGGUUCUGCAGCACAUUGCCAGCUUUCUUGAUGGUUUCAGUUUAUGCCAGCUCUCAUGUGUGUCCAGGUUAAUGAGGGAUGUGUGUGGCAGUCUGCUUCAGUCUCGUGGAAUGGUUAUACUGCAGUGGGGGAAAAGGAAAUAUCCAGAUGGAAGUUCAUCAUGGCAGAUCAAAGAAAAGGUGUGGCGAUUCAGUACCGCGUUUUGUUCUGUAAAUGAGUGGAAGUUUGCUGACAUCUUAAGCAUGGCCGACCACCUGAAGAGAUGCAGUUACAACGUUGUGGAGAAGCGGGAGGAAGCCAUCCCGCUGCCCUGUAUGUGUGUGACACGGGAACUCACCAAGGAAGGCCGCUCGCUGCGCUCUGUUUUGAAACCUGUAGUUUAAAAGUUCGGCUUGUGCAGACAUGCCAACACCUAGUAUUUCUUCGUAAUCUGUGACAUUUUAUUAAUGUAUUAAAGACAGCAACUAGCUAAAUUUAUUGUCACUAUGUAUAUAAGGUUCUCAAGUGACAUCUAUUUUUGUAAAAUAAAUAUUGCCUAGUUAGGGGGGGAAAGUUGCCUUAAUGUUUGAAAUGUGUGACAUUUUUGGAACUUGCUGGACAGGGUGAUUGCAGUUUUAGUGAUACGAUUUUUGGAACUAAUCUUUUCAAUGGUGUGUGUAUGUUUUGGUUCUUAAAUUUUGGGGGCUUUCUAAACUGACAAGAUCCUGACCAAACAAUUUAUUCCUCACCUUUUCUGUGGGUUAGUAACCCAUAUGUGCAAACAGUGAAACUUUGAGUGACAUUGUGUUGCAGCUUAGAUUUUGAAGGUAAAAGCAGUCACAUGCUUUUCAACACUCUCUUAAGAUCACAAUCAAGUGUUGCUUCUUUUUUUUAAAUCGCUAGUGCUCCCCCUCUACAAUUGUUGGUACGCAGAUGAUUGCUAAUAUAUAUUCACAUCCUACUUAAGUCACUGGUAAUGCCAUUGAGUCGUGCUUGAAAAAGAUUCCACAAAGGUGUACCCAUCUUAGGUAUUUCUGACUGUCACACUGAGAGAGCCCACAUGCAGCUUGCUUUUUGGUUAGAUGCCACGUCCAAAAACUCGUGGCCACAGGUGGAAACAAAAAAGAAAUCCAUGGCUUGACUUUAUUUUGAAGCUGUUUCUGGUUUAUUGUAUUGCUAGGUCUCUGCUAUUUGGAGAAAAGUAAGUAACAUACCUCAUAUUAAGUUUGGAUUGAGUACAUUGUAUGAAUAUAUUGAAAAUAUUCAGAAUGUAAUAAAGGGCUUAACAGUAUUUUUCAUAAGUCUUUUAAAUGUUGCCUUUGAUAUUUAUUUUCAAAAAGAUCUUUGUGUUGUUCUAAUACAUUAACAAAUGUGAAAUCUGGUAUUAUCCUUGUAAGAUGACAAUCACAAAAUGCAGAAAUAGAUCUCAAUUGGCAAUCGCUUCAAACCAUGUCCAAGUAAGUUCCCUGAAAAAAAUAAUGAAUUGCAUCUUUGUAUCAAGAUCAAAGCAUAUAAUAGAAAAAAAUUUGAAGGGCUGUUCUUGAAGUAUUUUGUUCUAGCUUUAUGAGUUACACUCUUAUUAACCUGAUGUUAUUGGUUGUUUAAAACAAAACAAGUACAUCAGUAUUUAGAAUUAAAUGGCAAACAUAUGUCAAUACUAUGUUUUCAGGAACUCCUGGCAGUUGGUGGUUUGCCGCGAAGGCACAUUACCUUGUUAGAAAUGUCAGAACUAUAUUGUGCCUUCUCUUCCUACAGUUGUUCCUGAGGGUGCUAUGUGGUUCCCUGGGUCUGGAUGCCCAUAUAAGGCAAUCAGGCUAAGCCGAGCCCUUCCUUGGGCAUUAGAGAAGAAUUCUCAACUUCUUAAGACUUGUUUUGGUUGGAUCAAGUUCAUAGUACAGUUGAAAAACAUAGCAUUAAUGACUAAUCAGUUGUUUUGCCUCACGUUUUAAUUAGAAUACUUGCACGUACUUCUCAGUGCUUAAAGUUGUUUCUUUCAACUGUAAGGUUAAACUGCUUAAAGUUUCUCUUUUGAUGAAAAGGAUAGAAGGAAGUAAGAUGUCAAACAUUGAAGAAUACAAUUCUGCCUUUUAAAAGUUUUGCUGAAGAGUGUUUAGAAUAACACAAGCAUUAACUCUUUCAUUUUUAUGGUUGUGCAUUUUUAAAAUCCAUGAGUUUUCCAUGUAGACGUUUCUCCACUGGAUCAUGAGAUAGCUAACAUUUUGUGCACCUAUUUUCUGUUUCUUUGACACACAUUUGGCUGGUCUCACUGUUGUCUGUGAUGCCACCAGAUCACAUUAUUAAAAUGUUUUCUUUGUGCAACAUUUGUUCAUAUUCUAAUAAAUUUAAUGUUUUCUCGUG